Molecule: messenger RNA, 1678 nt
Organism: Ricinus communis (castor bean)
Lineage: Eukaryota; Viridiplantae; Streptophyta; Magnoliopsida; Malpighiales; Euphorbiaceae
Product: protein trichome birefringence-like 19
Exons: 2
Coding region: 336-1562 (408 amino acids)
Cellular component (GO): Golgi apparatus
Molecular function (GO): O-acetyltransferase activity
Source: RefSeq, a predicted model, not a curated record
AUACUUUUCAAAAACUAGUUAUUUCACACCGGAUAAACAAGGAGCCUAAAUGAAAAUUAUUGGUGGUUUACAACAAGGUGCAAGGGGUUGGAAAGUUGCCACUAAAUGUUGAAGAUUAGUGGGUACAUAAUAAUAGGGUUACAGAUCAUAGUUUACUUGGCACUCAACUCACUCUAGGGUCCUACUCAUUCAACUUAUUUCUUCUCCCCUUUCAUCCUUCUCAUAUUCUUUGGUUCCUGCUUUAGCAUUUGCAUAAUAACAGAGCUGAGUGCAUGCCAUAACAUAAUCACUCACUCCACCCAUCUUCUCUCUCUCACAAUGCAGAUUUCCCUCCAAUGAUGGUUCCUCUCGCUGUGCUUCACAUUUGCAGAAAUGUAACAAAAAACGCCGUGAUCAAACUUCUAUUGACAGGCCUGAUACUUGUUCUUUUUACCAUCACCCCUCUCUAUAUCUUCAACCCCUCUUCACCAUGGCCAUCACUUGAGAGUAUUAAGAGCAUAAACUCUUGGAAGAAAUGUGAUAUAUUCCGCGGGAAGUGGAUUUGGUACCCCGACAACUCUUACUAUACUAAUGCAACAUGUCGCGAAAUCUUUGAUCAGCAAAACUGCAUCAAGUUUGGCAGGAUUGACACUGAUUUCUUGAAAUGGAGAUGGAAACCAGACAGAUGCGAGCUCCCUCUGUUUGAUGCAAGGAAAUUCUUGGAGCUUGUGAGAGGGAAGUCAUUGGCAUUUGUUGGGGACUCUGUGGGGAGAAAUCAAAUGCAGUCAUUGCUCUGCCUCCUAGCCAGUGUGGUCUAUCCUGUAGAUGUUUCAUAUACAACAGAUUCAAGAUUCAAAAAGUGGUUCUAUGUCAGCUACAAUUUCACACUAGCUUCAUUUUGGUCACCUCAUUUAGUUAAAGCCAUUGACACAGAGCCUAAUGGCCCGACCUACAACCGUCUGAUGAACCUCCACUUAGAUGAGGCCAAUGAUGUCUGGUCGACCCAAAUUGAGUCCUUUGACUAUGUGAUCAUCUCAGCUGGAAGAUGGUUCUACGGACCGCAAGUAUUCAUUGAAAAUGGCAAGGUUGUGGGCUGCCAUUUAUGCUUCAGAAACAACAUCAAGAACCUCACCAUGUUCUAUGGAUACAAAAGGGUGUUCAGGACUGCUUUCAAGACCCUUAUAGGACUCAAGAAUUAUAAUGGGGUGACAUUCUUGAGGACCUUGUCACCAGCACAUUUUGAGAAUGGAGAGUGGAAUAAAGGAGGGAAUUGUAACAGGACAAGGCCAGUCUUAAGAGGAGAAAUGAAACUGGAUGGAGAUGAGUUAAAAAUGUACUUAACUGAAGUGGAGGAGUUGAAGAGAGCAGAAAGAGAAGGGAAGAAAAGGGGUUUGAAGUUUAGAUUAAUAGAUGUAAAUGAAGCAAUGAUUGUUAGACCUGAUGGACAUCCAAAUCAUUAUGGGCAUUGGCCACAUGAGAAUGUGAGUAUUUCUGAUUGUGUCCAUUGGUGCCUGCCAGGUCCUGUUGAUACUUGGAAUCACUUCUUGCUUCAGAUGUUGAAGAUGGAAAUUCAGAAAGAAUAAUUUUAUUUUCAGCUUUACUGCCAAUGUAAAAUUGUAGGAUUUCUUUUUUUUUUUUUUUUCUCCUUGCAAAUUGUAACAUAAUUAUCUGAAUAUAUAGCAUUUCAGAGUUAGAUUUC